GAGCCGCUCAGUCGCCGACACUAGUCUGCUCGUGUUGGUGCAGCGCAAAGGACGGGAUCUUCGUAGCGCUCCGACAAUUCAUCCUCCGGGGGGAACUACCAGAGCUGCAGGUUCCCGCAAGGAUUAACAUUGCCAAGGCGGCCGGAAUAAAGUAUGCGACCAGAGAAUGCCUAAGGCUGGAGGGGGCUGCAGGCCAUCCCUUUGCCGAGAGAUCCCAGUGGGAAUGAUCGCCGUGUGGGGCGCACUCUGCUUGUUCCUGGUGACGGUGAGCGGGGUGCCAGCAGCCAGGCUUCCCAUCGCAGAGCCAGAGGAGGAAAGAGCGGAGAGAAAAUCAGCAGAUUACCUCACAGGAGAGCCGACCCCUCUUGAUGAGCUCAUGUACGGAGUUGGAGAAACCAUCGAGCUGUCAUGUAGUGUGGAGACCCCUCCUAUGCCUGUAUUAUGGUGGAAAGAUGGGAUUGCAGUGACGUCUAGCAACCAAACGCACACAAGACAGAACCUGCUGAAGAUCACCAAUGUUUCUUAUGAUGACUCUGGGAUUUAUAGCUGUACAUUGCUGCGUUCUGGAGAGAUUCUGCGGAACUUUACUGUCAAAGUAGCCGAUAUGCCAUCGUCUGGGGAUGAUGAGGAUGAUGAAGAGGAAGUGGAGGAAAGGGAACCACCAUACUGGACACAGCCAGAAAAACUGGAGAAGAAACUUUAUGCCCAACCAGCCGCUAGUACAGCCCGGUUCCGCUGCCCGGCUGCUGGCAAGCCUCAGCCCAGCAUUUACUGGCUGAAAAAUGGGAAAGAGUUCAGAGGGGAGCAUCGGAUUGGUGGAAUCAAGUUGCGGCACCAGCAGUGGAGCGUGGUUAUGGAGAGCGUGGUUCCAUCCGAUAAAGGAAAUUAUACUUGUGUUGUGGACAACAAGUAUGGAACUCUCCGUCACACUUACCAGCUGGAUGUCCUAGAGCGGUCUUCUCAUCGGCCCAUCCUCCAGGCAGGGUUACCUGCAAAUAAGACCGUGAUAAUAGGCAGUGAUGUGGAGUUUCACUGUAAAGUUUACAGCGACGCUCAACCUCAUAUUCAGUGGCUAAAGCACGUAGAGAUUAAUGGCAGCAAGUAUGGCCAAGAUGGUGAUCCUUAUGUCUCCAUUCUAAAGUCAUGGAUAAGCGAUAAGACCGAAACUGAUGCUAGCCUAAUUCUGUCCAAUGUGACACCAAACGAUGAAGGAGAAUAUGUUUGUAGAGCCAACAAUUUUAUAGGAAUAGCCGAGGCGUCUUUUUGGCUCAGCAUUUAUGAACCAUCAGCAGAACCACUUGUGAAAGUGGAGGCCACUUACUCCAACUCAGCCAGUGUCCUUAUCAUGGUGACUGUAGCCAUUGUCUUUAUCUUGCUGAUCAUCAUUAUCAUAACCUACCGAAUAAGAAUACCUUCCAAGAAGGCCAUGAACACACCAACUGUGCAAAAAGUCUCGAAGUUUCCACUGAAGCGACAGGUAACAGUUUCUCUGGAAUCCAACUCUUCAAUGAAUUCCAACACCCCACUGGUGAGAAUAACUCAUCUGUCUUCCACCGAUGGCACCAUGUUGGCCAAUGUUUCUGAGCUUGGGUUGCCCACGGAUCCUAAGUGGGAGCUGCCAAGAAGUCGGUUGACAUUGGGAAAACCAUUGGGCGAAGGAUGCUUUGGCCAAGUUGUGAUGGCAGAAGCUAUCGGCAUUGAUAAGGAUAAGCCAAAUAAAUCAUGUACUGUAGCAGUGAAGAUGUUAAAAGAUGAUGCCACAGAUAAGGACCUCUCAGACCUGGUGUCUGAAAUGGAAAUGAUGAAGAUGAUCGGGAAGCAUAAAAAUAUAAUAAACCUGCUGGGAGCAUGUACACAAGAUGGUCCUCUAUAUGUCCUGGUUGAAUACGCAUCCAAGGGGAACCUCAGGGAAUAUUUAAGGAUCCGACGCCCCCCUGGGAUGGACUAUUCUUUUGAUACAUGUAAAAUCCCCACUGAACAGCUGACGUUCAAGGAUUUGGUGUCCAGUGCGUACCAAGUUGCCCGGGGGAUGGAAUAUCUGGCAUCUCAGAAGUGUAUUCACAGAGACCUGGCAGCCAGAAAUGUACUAGUUACUGAAGACAGUGUGAUGAAAAUUGCUGACUUUGGGCUGGCCAGAGACAUUCAUAACAUAGACUACUAUAAGAAGACCACAAACGGUCGGCUGCCUGUGAAAUGGAUGGCUCCGGAAGCAUUGUUUGACCGUGUCUACACUCACCAGAGCGAUGUAUGGUCGUUUGGAGUGCUUCUGUGGGAGACCUUUACAUUAGGGGGCUCUCCGUACCCCGGGAUCCCAGUAGAAGAAUUAUUUAAGCUUUUGAAAGAGGGUCAUCGGAUGGAUAAGCCAGCCAAUUGCACACAUGAGCUGUAUAUGAUAAUGAGAGAGUGCUGGCAUGCGGUACCAUCACAAAGACCCACCUUCAAGCAGCUCGUUGAAGACCUUGACCGCACCCUUACUGUAACGUCUACUGAUGAGUACCUUGACCUUUCUGUGCCAUUUGAACAGUAUUCACCAGUGUGCCAGGACAGUCACAGCACUUGUUCAUCAGGAGAUGAUUCAGUCUUUGCACAUGACAUUCUUCCGGACGAGCCCUGUCUUCCCAAGCAGCAGCAAUACAGUGGCAUCAUUAGAACAUGACUUUCACCUGGACAGACACACAGGAAAGAAGGAAUGUAGACUUGAGGCAUACGGACAGGCCCGCCCAGUCGUGAUACUUGCUGUACACUAAGUCAAGAAGCACUGUUUGGCCUGAAGGAACUGCCAUGAUACGGAGAAAGAGAGAAAUUUAUGGAAAAAAAAUAUAUAUAUAUAUAUUUGAGAAGGAUGUUCACAUUCGAGCACCCAGCGAUGGGACCUCUAGUGAUCUGCCAAUGAGCAAACCAAUCUGUGCCUGCAAUAUUAGGAGAAAAUUGAAUGUGUACAAAUGUGCCAUGCCUGUAAAGAUUGUAAAAUUUUUAUGCAGUUGGAUUUUUUUAUUUUUUUUUGGAGUAGAUCGGAAAUGCAGCUCUGCUUGCAGGAAACUGAAUGCUUGUCCUACACAGAGAUGGAAAUUGGUAUGUCAGCCUAUGAAUUGUCACUUGUUACAGAACUACACAGCUCUUAGGUCCAUGCAACUCUUUGGAGUCUUAACCGCUUUGGAUAUUUUACAGUAUGCCCCAAAAUUGCAUACGUCUAACAUGGUUAAGCGCAAAGCCCAGUGUGGUCCAAACCCCAUAGCAACCAAAUCCGUUUUCAUGUAGCUCCUUUUUAACUAUGCGUAAAAGACGGCAAACUUAAAUUGGGGCAAAUCAAUUUUGGGGGGGGGGGGGGUGGAUCAUCCAAUGUUUAUUUUUAUUUUUUUAAGUUCUAUUUUUGUUACAUUUUCUUUAUUUUUAUUUAAUUUAUUUAAUAAUUAUUCUGCAGAGAACGUUUUCUAGAUUAUUAUUUUCAGAUUUAAAUAUUUACUUAUUUUCUGUUAAAUAUCAAUAGUUUCAGAUACCUGAAAGCGGAGCAUGCCAUCUACUUCAAAACUUUUUUCUUUGUUUUUGUUAUGCAAAAUACGGUGUAAAUAAGCAUAAGUACAUAAUGUAUAUAAAAUUGAAUAUUAUAUAAAUAUAUAUAUAUAUGUAUAAAUAUAAAAAAAAAAUACUAAUAUACUCACAGCCAUCUAUUCAGAGAAAGAUCUUAUCUUACAGUUACACAUUGCAGUCUAGGAUAACACUGAUCUAGUCAUAUAUAAAUUUAUUUUCACAAAAUUUUAUUUUUAAAAAAAUAUUUGUUUACCCUGUAUAUUUGUAAAGUUAUUUAUAGACUUUAUUAACCUCUUUGUUUUGAUUUUUCUUACAUAGUUAUAGCUUUACUGUACACGUUUUACACUCACAGAUUAUAUGUUUUAACUUAUUAACAGUCCAUACAUUUUACUUUUUUUUUUUGUAAGGUUUACUUAGAAAAUCCUGAAGUUGUAAAAAAUGUAUAGUUCUCCUCUAAUUGGUUGCAUCAUAUGGUUGUAUGUAUAUAUUUGCUGUUUGGCAGAAAAACACAGCACAAACUGGCACGGAUACUAUUUACAAGUUUUUCUUUAAAAAAAAAAAAAAGUACUCUAAUUUAUAUUUAUCAAAUUUCUACCUUCAUGUAUCGUGAAAAACAUGGCUACAUCUUUAUUGUUAAAGGAGGAGUGCUUACAGGCAAUAAGAAGGUGACCAGGCAAAGUCUUGUGUGCUGUAUGAGAUACUCACAUGAUAAUUUUGGAAUAUUUUUGCAUCUCUCCAGUAAAUUUACUAUUUGGAUUUAGGUUCUCAUCUUUCUUGAGUAACCUCGAAAAGGUCAUGAAGAAAAUCCUCUGGCAUCAACCUGUUGACAGUAUUUAUUUUGUUUAUCCUGGACUGCAUUAAGAAAACAGAUUUUUACUAUAUUGCAAUAAACAAAAGUCUCUAAAUUAAGUAUUAAAAGUAUUUGUUUAAAUAUAUUUUUUUUCACCUGUUUACCCACCUCUAAUGUGAAGAUUUUUGUCUUGCUUUUGUUUUAUAAAUAGCCAACACGUGCUUGAUUUUUGCCCCUUUCUUGUAACAUAUAAAAGAUUGCCGACACAUUUAUAUAUGAAAUAUUUCCAAAUAAUGUUUCUUCUUUUCCCCACAUGUUGUGGUGUUUUUUUUUUUUUUUUUUUGUUUGUUUUUUUCCCCAAUUCCCCUCCCUUUUUUUCCCCCAUUUGGGUGCCAAAAUGAAUUUUCAUAGUUUUAUAGUGAGCACACUUUUGGAAGACUUGGCUACUUAUAUCACAACUGACUUUUUUUAAUUAUUAAUUUAUUAUUGUUUAUUAUUAUUUUUUUUUAUUGCUGCUCAUAUAUUGGAAAAAGUGUAGCAGGCACCAUGGUUUGCCAUCUUUCUCAUUUUCCUUAAGUACAUACUGAACACUCACGCACUGUAGAAGAUUUGAAAACUCGUAAAAUGUGUGAGUUUUCCGCCAUACAUAUGGAAAAUAUUGUAAAUCCUUUUUUUUUUUUUUUCUUUUUUUUUUAUAAAUUAAAGAGAGUGGUAUUUUCUUACAAAUGUCUGCUAAUUAUGUACAUUCCAGUGCUUAAUAUUUCCCCCGGUAAGGUACAAAAUUUGCGCAUGGGUUGAAAUCUCACUAGAAAUUAUAUAUAUUAUAUAUAUAAUUUAUUGAGUUUUUACAAGAUGUAUCUGUUGUAGACAUUGAAUUAACGUUUUUUCUUAUUGAACGCUUAUAUAGUUUUAUAGCAAGAAUGAUCUUUAAGAGCUAAAUCGAAGUUGACUUUUUCCUACAUUUUUGUACUGCUGAAUUCGCAUUCCACAGGUUUUCAUGUGGUAGUUGGGUUUUGUUAGGGAAUGGUUUGGUUUGAUUUCUUGACAAUUGAUGCCUGACCUGUGCUGCUGUAGAGGAGGUGGACACCAGAUUAACUACCCUUCUGCUUUUGUUAAUUUUUGCAAACAUAACUUUUACCAAAACAAUAAAGACAAAAAUGACUUGUUAA
Molecule: messenger RNA, 5487 nt
Organism: Rana temporaria (common frog)
Lineage: Eukaryota; Metazoa; Chordata; Amphibia; Anura; Ranidae
Gene: FGFR3
Product: fibroblast growth factor receptor 3
Exons: 18
Coding region: 167-2656 (829 amino acids)
Biological process (GO): positive regulation of kinase activity; protein phosphorylation; positive regulation of cell population proliferation
Cellular component (GO): membrane; signaling receptor complex
Molecular function (GO): fibroblast growth factor receptor activity; fibroblast growth factor binding; ATP binding
Source: RefSeq, a predicted model, not a curated record